Messenger RNA from Pisolithus orientalis, 525 nucleotides. Its product is annotated as P-loop containing nucleoside triphosphate hydrolase protein. Lineage: Eukaryota; Fungi; Basidiomycota; Agaricomycetes; Boletales; Pisolithaceae. The record is from RefSeq and is a predicted model, not a curated record. The transcript has 2 exons. The coding region runs from base 1 to 525 and encodes 174 amino acids. Gene Ontology annotation, biological process: double-strand break repair via homologous recombination. Gene Ontology annotation, cellular component: chromosome; cytoplasm. Gene Ontology annotation, molecular function: nucleic acid binding; ATP binding; four-way junction helicase activity.
AUGCUGUUGUUGCCAGAUCCUAAUCAGUCAGCCCUUCCUACUUUAUCUAAUAUUGCAACAUGUACACCAGAGGUCUUUGGCAUACAACCAUGUCAAUGGCAGCUUCAAGUGGUAGAGGCAAUAAUGAAAGGAGGAUGCAAUGUCCUCUGUAUCGCUGGCACUGGAAUGGGGAAGACCCUGACCUUCUGGAUGCCUCUUCUAUUUUUGCCAGCUGGUAUUCAGAUCAUCAUCACUCCUCUGAACCUACUAGGGAAACAAAAUGUAAUGUCCCUGGUCAAGGCUGGCAUACAGGCAAUUUCAAUUAGCUCUGAAAUGGCCACACCUGCAAAUUUUCAGGCUAUCAGCACCUUCCAGUAUAGGGUGGGCAUCAUCAGUCCCAAGCAACUCAUGCAGCCAGAGGGGGGUUUUGAGAAGUUGUUGAAGAAUCCCCUAUUUGUGUUGUGGAUCAUCAGUAUUGUGAUUGAUGAAGUGCACUGCCUUACUGAGUGGGGGGAAUUUUUCCCAGAAUACCAAGAGCUUGGAUGA